GGCGACCGUGGCGGAGGCGGUGGCGGAGGCCUCCGUGGCGGAGGCGGAAGCAGAGGUGGAGGCUGAGGUGGAGGCCGAGGCCUCGGCGGAGGCCAGCCUGGGGGAGGCGGCGGCCCUGGCCGGGGAGAAGGCAGAGGCCGGCGGCGCGGCCGCGGCGGUGGCAGCCACGGAGGCCAGCCUGGCGGAGGCCAGCCUUGAGGAGGCCAGCCUGGCGGAGGCGGCUGCGUCGCCUUCCUACGGGAGGGUGGAUAUGGACGAAGAGCUGGCGGCGGCCUUGGCUGCAGAGGAGGAAGAGGCGGCGGCCGGGGGCUCGGACGAUGGGAACCCAGACUUUCCCACGGCCUCGCUGUACGUGGGCGACCUGCACCCCGAGGUGACCGAGUCCAUGCUGUAUGAGAAGUUCAGCCCUGCCGGGCCCAUCCUGUCCAUCCGCAUCUGCAGGGACAAGGUCACCCGGCGCUCUCUGGGCUACGCAUAUGUCAACUACCAGCAACCGGUGGACGCCAAGCGGGCCCUGGAGACCAUGAACUUUGACGUUAUCAAUGGCAGGCCAGUGCGCAUCAUGUGGUCCCAGAGGGACCCGUCGCUCCGCAAGAGCGGGGUGGGCAACGUCUUCAUCAAGAACCUGGGCAAGACCAUCGACAACAAGGCGCUGUACAACAUCUUCUCGGCCUUCGGCAACAUCCUGUCCUGCAAGGUGGCCUGUGACGAAAAGGGGCCCAAGGGCUACGGGUUCGUGCACUUCCAGAAGCAGGAGUCUGCCGAGCGGGCCAUAGAUGCGCUGAAUGGCAUGUUCCUGAACUACCGCAAGAUUUUCGUGGGGAGAUUCAAGUCCCACAAGGAGAGAGAGGCCGAAAGGGGAGCCUGGGCGCGCCAGUCCACCAGCGCUGACUUCAAGGAUUUCGACGACGACUCCGAUGACGAGGCCACCUUUCGAUGAAGACAUCCCAGGACCCAGCCAGUGAUGCAAUUCAUGGUAGAAAUGUCUGGAAGGAGAAGGAAGUCUGAUGUGGGAGAAAGAAGCAAGAGUCUAAUUGCUUCCCACCAUCCUAAUACCCAGAGAGAAGCCCUUUUAUCUUCUUUGGUGUGCUGUUUUUCCAGGCUCUCUGCGCCCCUUCUCUCUCCCUCUCACCCCAGACCCUCCUUCCCUAUUAACAUUCUUGUAGAGUGGUUCAUGUACGUGGUGUUUCUUAACCUGCUUUUUUCAGCGACUAAAACCAAACAGAAAUCAACGCGUUGAACUUCUUUCCAUGCUAUUCAACAGGCUUAUGAUAAGACCGUCAUCUUCAGUGCCUGCAGAGUGCUCCUGUGUAUCUAUCCAUGGACCUUAACAUUUCUGUAAUCAUUCCUGCAUUGUUGGACAUUCAGGUGGUGCCUAGUUAUUUCCCUGUGUUUAAAACCAACACUGUGUGCCCUGAGGAGUGAAUCCUUCCUUGUCAAGCCAAAUCUAGGCUAGCAUCCUGGAUGCUCUCUCCUUAACUGUGGACUUGCAGGAUCCACAUAUAGACGUUUCAAAGACUUUCCCUGUGUGUUGCCAAAAGGCUCCCUUUCAUAAGCAUUGUACCAGUUUGUAUUUGUGCCAGCCAGCCAGUGCAGCUAGUAAAAAGAAAAAAAAAAAUGGGUAUGCUCAUGUU
Molecule: messenger RNA, 1634 nt
Organism: Mus pahari (shrew mouse)
Lineage: Eukaryota; Metazoa; Chordata; Mammalia; Rodentia; Muridae
Product: polyadenylate-binding protein 1-like 2
Exons: 2
Coding region: 251-940 (229 amino acids)
Cellular component (GO): ribonucleoprotein complex; nucleus; cytosol
Molecular function (GO): poly(A) binding; poly(U) RNA binding; mRNA 3'-UTR binding
Source: RefSeq, a predicted model, not a curated record